Ceratitis capitata (Mediterranean fruit fly) is the source of this 572-nucleotide messenger RNA. RefSeq names its product 60S acidic ribosomal protein P1 (gene RpLP1). Lineage: Eukaryota; Metazoa; Arthropoda; Insecta; Diptera; Tephritidae. Bases 139 to 477 code for a protein of 112 amino acids. Gene Ontology annotation, cellular component: cytosolic large ribosomal subunit; ribosome. The transcript has 2 exons. Gene Ontology annotation, biological process: cytoplasmic translation; translational elongation. Gene Ontology annotation, molecular function: ribonucleoprotein complex binding; structural constituent of ribosome; protein kinase activator activity. The record is from RefSeq and is a predicted model, not a curated record.
UUCACUUUUUAUUCUUUCUUUCCGGUUUAGGAUUUUGUCAAGUGUGCUUGUUCUCGAUUUCGAGCUAAGGCCAAAUUUUAUAAAAAAUUACCAAUUUUUGGCGACUUGCACCAAUAAUAAUUUAAUUACUUCAUAACUAUGUCUACAAAAGCUGAACUUGCUUGCGUUUACGCUGCUCUCGUUUUGGUUGAUGAUGACAUCGCUGUUACUGGUGAGAAAAUCACCACCAUCCUGAAGGCCGCCAGUGUUGAUGUUGAACCCUACUGGCCCGGUUUGUUCGCCAAGGCUUUGGAAGGUAUCAACGUUAAGGACUUGAUCACCAACAUUGGUUCCGGUGUCGGUGCUGCUGCCCCAUCUGGUGGUGCUGCGCCAGCUGGCGGAGAUGCUGCACCAGCUGAGGCCAAGAAGGAAGAGAAGAAGAAGGAGGAAGAACCAGAGGAGUCCGAUGAUGACAUGGGUUUCGGUCUCUUCGAUUAAGUUAAACGUUUUGUAGUUUUUAUAAAAACUUUUGAAGUGUUGUAAUGACAAAGUUUUACAAUUACAAUUGUAUACUGAGUAUAUAAAACGUGAAA